AUGAGAAAACUGAGCUUUCUUGUAUUCAUUAUUUGCAUUUUGAUCUCUGUCAAGAACCAAAAUGCAGAGAUCAAGAAGAACUCAUGGCCAUAUUCAUCGUGGGAUUCCUUUCCUUCCAUAUUCUUGUCUCCUUUGUCGUUUAUGGAAGAAGAAGAAGAAGUAGGGCAUUCAAAUCGGUCACUUGAGUAUGAUUUCUAUCGUGAUUCGUGCCCACAGGCAGAGAGAAUCAUUCUCAGGGUGGUUCAGGAGCUUGACGAAGUCAACACCAGAGUAGCUCCUGCUCUUCUAAGGCUUAUGUUUCAUGAUUGUUUCAUUGAGGUUGAUGAUAUUGAUCUUUCUUUUUAUGCGUCUGUUUUGUUGGAUGCUGCUAGAGGCAUUGAUUCGGAGAAAGACUCUCCUCCCAAUCAAAAUUUGAAGGGAUUUGAUAUAAUUGACAAAAUCAAAUCAGAGAUUGAAAAGGUGUGCCCAGGAAUUGUUUCGUGUGCUGAUAUUGUUGCUUUAGCAGCCAGAGAAGGUGUUGUUCUGGCUGGUGGUCCAUUCUAUCCACUCUAUACUGGCAGGAGGGAUGGCACUCUUUCUUUCCGAGAUGUUGCAACACAUCAACUUCCUUCACCUAAUGCUGAUCUAUCUGAAACCCUUGCAUCUUUCGCCUCUAGGGGUUUCGAUGAAAGAGAAACUGUCAGUCUCCUGGGUGGUCACAGCAUAGGAGUAAUCCACUGCAAAUUCUUCCAAAACCGUCUCUACAACUUCAGUUGGACUAAUAAGCCCGAUCCAUCUCUGGAUACUGGAUUUCUUAGCCUAUUGAGAUCAAGAUGCAACAACAAUAACUCAUCAAAGGAAGCUUCACCUUCACCUUCGCCUUCCUUCAAAGCCCCACCACCAUCAUCUGCACCGUCGACUUCCUUUGAUGGGACCAAGUCACCAUCAACAGCACCGUCACUUUCUUGUAGUGGAUCGCCAUCUUCAUCAUCCAGCACAUCAGAAAUGAGGGGCUCCCCAUCAUCAUCGACAGCACCAUCACCUUCCUUGAAAGGCUCAAUAUCUUCCCCCGCACUCAUCAUCAGCACCCUCAUCAGCUUCCUUCGAAGAUUCACUGCUUUCCACACUGGCGGAGCCAGGAAUGAAUAUUGCCUAUGAGGGACCAGGAGUAGAUUUUGGCACAUUGUACUACCACGGUCUUUUGCAAGGUAAAGGAAUCGCCAUCUUCAUCAUCCAGCACAUCAGAAAUGAGGGGCUCCCCAUCAUCAUCGACAGCACCAUCACCUUCCUUGAAAGCCUCAAUAUCUUCCCCCGCACUCAUCAUCAGCACCCUCAUCAGCUUCCUUCGAAGAUUCACUGCUUUCCACACUGGCGGAGCCAGGAAUGAAUAUUGCCUAUGAGGGACCAGGAGUAGAUUUUGGCACAUUGUACUACCACGGUCUUUUACAAGGUAAAGGAAUCCUUUAUGCUGAUCAGCAGCUAAUGGCUGGGGUAGAAAAGAGGAUUUGGGUACGAGCAUAUGCUUCUGACAUCUCCUUGUUCCGCCGAGACUAUGCGCUAGCAAAGAUGAAGCUCUCAAAUCUCAGAGUUCUGACAGGAUCAACAGGCCAAGUCCGGCUCCAUUGUUCAAAGGUGGCAUGAGAGAAUAGUAAGAAGUGAAGGAGAGUGUAUUUAGUUGUCUAGCCUACUUUUUUGGCUUUUGCGCUCUUUCAAAUUGAAUCUACAUCAUAGAAUCCCGGCCUUUGAACUAGUUUCCAAUGCUCUGAAACUUGGAUUGAUUUGUGUUGCCCUUUAAUUUUUGUAUCCGAACUAUGAGAAACCCGCUGUUGGUUAAUUGUUGAACAGAUGCUGUAAAUGGAAGUGAAUCUUUUCUAGGUAA
Messenger RNA from Populus nigra (black poplar), 1858 nucleotides. Its product is annotated as putative Peroxidase 48. The record is from RefSeq and is a predicted model, not a curated record. Gene Ontology annotation, biological process: hydrogen peroxide catabolic process; response to oxidative stress. Gene Ontology annotation, molecular function: peroxidase activity; heme binding. The coding region runs from base 1 to 1137 and encodes 378 amino acids. NCBI's taxonomy places the organism in Eukaryota, Viridiplantae, Streptophyta, Magnoliopsida, Malpighiales, Salicaceae. Gene Ontology annotation, cellular component: plant-type cell wall; plasmodesma. The transcript is spliced from 4 exons.